AGGAAUUUUUAGAAGAGCAUUAGUUCCUUUCAACUACUCCUUAGGAUAACAUCAGCCAUUGAUUUGUGAUAUUUUGUAAAACAGCAGCAACCAUGAGUGAUAUUUACGACUAUGCCUACAUCCAUGUGAUGCGCCAUCCGGUGGAAACCAACAAAUACAGUAUUACCUCCUCUUCACCGCCUAAGCACCAUCAACAGCCACAGGAUGAAGAGAAAGAGCUUCAGCCUGAAAGGGAGUUCCAGGCAAUACCCGAAGAGCUGGAAUUAAACGAAGUCAGUACCGAUGAUUUCUCGCCAAGGGAUCUGCAAAUUUUCGUCGAUAGCCUAGAGACCAUAUCACGUCUGGAACAGGCCCGCCACGAGAGACGUCAGAGGAGAAGGAAAUCCAAAAAAUCCCCCUCCCACAAUGUAUCCAACACCAAGCGCAUGGUGACCUGUUUGGAUUCCUCCAUUGUAGAAGAGGGAGAUGUUGGCAGCAGCUUCUACAGCAACUGUGAAUCGGAUUAUAUUUACGAUGAGACCUAUGGUGGAGCGACAAGUGUGGGCCAGUGUUCGGGAACUCUCUACUCCAACAUAACCACAAAUUCCAUACGCUCCGACCUACCCCCCUCUUCACCCUCAUCGGAUUCUGAGGAAUCUGGCGUAUUCUUGGAUCAAACAUCCGAUUCGCAUGUCUAUGAAAAUAUCGAUCCGAUACGGCCGCGAUCCAAGGUGGUGUCCCAUGCCAAAAAUAAGUCUCUCAAGUCCCGGCUCAUUGCUCUCAUUAUGAAGAAGCAAUACGCUAGGCCGGCCGCACCCUCCACUGAAAUGCUUUCGUCCACCACAAUUGGCGAGCAAUUUGAGGAGACCGAAAUCUAUGAUCGGGUCAUUAACGAGGCCAUACACCAGCAGUUUGUGAAAAAUCCCAAGAAGGGCAAAAAGAAGUAUGCGUCCAAGUCGAAGUCGGAGAGCCAGCCGGAAGAAAAGUUUCUCGACAAGGCAAUGCGUUUUUUGACUCUGUGAGAGAGCGUUCCCACCUACUCCCUCCAUUUCGUCCUUCCCUUCCUCAAAGGAGAACAGCUAAACUCUGGAUUCUGCAACAGCAUCCAAGUGAUACGAUUAAGUUAAAAAUUAUUUUUUUCCUUUAAAUUUUAGUUUUUAAGUAAAGCCCAGCAAACAAUUCAGAACAAAAAAAUGUAAAACAUUUAAAUUUGAUUUUCAAGAAA
Musca domestica (house fly) is the source of this 1204-nucleotide messenger RNA. RefSeq lists its product as uncharacterized. The record is from RefSeq and is a predicted model, not a curated record. Bases 93 to 1001 code for a protein of 302 amino acids. The transcript has a single exon. NCBI's taxonomy places the organism in Eukaryota, Metazoa, Arthropoda, Insecta, Diptera, Muscidae.